Molecule: messenger RNA, 2768 nt
Organism: Rhea pennata
Lineage: Eukaryota; Metazoa; Chordata; Aves; Rheiformes; Rheidae
Gene: TNFRSF13B
Product: TNF receptor superfamily member 13B
Exons: 4
Biological process (GO): hematopoietic progenitor cell differentiation; negative regulation of B cell proliferation; B cell homeostasis
Cellular component (GO): plasma membrane
Source: RefSeq, a predicted model, not a curated record
GGAAACAUCUGCGCGGGCACGUGCGAGGCCGCGCUCCCGCCCGCCGCCUCCGAGGCGGGAUCCGUGCGGGCGCCCCAGGGGCCUCCUCUGCCGCCGGCGGGGCCGCGCCGUGCCGCGCCGCGCCGCGCAGGACGGGAUGCCAUGAACAACUGCACGGACCAGCAGUACUGGGACGCCCUCGUCUGCCAGUGCAUCCCCUGCAGCCUGGUGUGCGGGCGGCCGGCGGUGCGGCGCUGCGCCGCCGUCUGCGAGUCCAUGGCCUGCGGCCGGAGAGCCGGCUUCUACUACGACGAGCUGCUCAAGAGAUGCAUCAGCUGCACCACGGUCUGCGGGCAGCACCCGAAGCAAUGCGCCCCGGCGUGCGAGGCCGCCCUGGGGACCACGCCGGCGCCGCCGGUCGCCCUGGGCAGCGCCUCGCCGCCGGCCGCCGGCCUGGAGCAGAAGCCGUGCGCGGAGCAGGACCCGUGGCUGGUCGUCUACCUGCUGCUGGGGCUCUGCCUCUGCGCCCUCGUCUGCUCCCUGUUCCUGGGCUGGAGCCACCUGCGCAGGAAGGGAGAGGUGGUCUCGUGCCAGGCCAGCGCCGGCCCCUGCCACCGCCGCGACGACUCCUCCAAAGAUCGCCUAGUGGAAGCGGGUAGCGUUGGUGACGGAUCUACCGGGAGCAGGGUACCAGAGCCCGUGGAAACCUGCGGCUUCUGCUUCCCCGAGCACGGCUCUGCCGUACAGGAGACCAAGUCGGGCCGCAGCACCUCCUACCACGCGGGAGAAAGAGUCGCUCCCUCUCACAGCGGGAUAUGCCGCGCGGGAAGCGCGGGGGCCGUUCCCGGCCCCGACGACGGCCACUUCAAAAUCAUCUGCUCUCCCUCGCAAGAGAAGACGCCGCUGGCCUGAGCGCAGCGGAGGUCCUCGCGGGCGGUGGGGACGGAGGGAAAGCUGCUCCCUCCGCCCGCGGACGCAGCUGCUUCGCCCUCCGUUUCCAGUAAACCUAACGGUUUCCACCACAGCAGCCUGACGAGGUGCCGUCUUUGCAUGGCGGAUCCAGGCUACGACCAAUGUUAUUUUCUUCCACGGAGGAAAUAAAAUUCUCGUUAUUCUUACGCACUCUCAAUAAAAAAGUCCCUUUCCUUUCAGCAGCAUCUUUGUGCCCUGACCUGACCUCUGCGGACUUUUCCCGCUCUCCCCCUUCGUCGGAACCGGGUCUCAUCGAGGCUUUUCGUUCUGGCGCCAACGUCAGUGCCACUUGGCCUCUGCAAGGGGUUUUGAUUCUCAGCCAGGAAUAGACGACGAUGAACAACCGCCCCCCACGGGAAAGUACAGCUUCCCUUUUCUAAAAAACUCUACCUUGCACCACAAGCAGUUUACACGCAGUAGCGAGAGCACUGUAUGAGUCUCGAACGCGAUAGAAGAAGAGAAAAGGGGUUAAGCUGUGGCACCAGCCCAAGUCUCCCUCAUGCCCAAAGCCUAAAUACGAUGGAGCAACUGGACGUUUCAGCCAGUCUUCCCUUGAGCGCUGCCUGCGCGUCGUCGUCUUCUACCGAACUGAUUCCCUAAAGACAACGAGCAGUUCUUGAAAGAGUUAUUUUAAAAGGUAUUUUAAAGCACGUUGGACAUUGGAGAUAAGAGAGAACAUCUGGCCUUCUUCAGCCUCCCGUGCUGAGGUCUGGACUCAGACCCAAGAAGUUAUUCUUGGAAGUUACAGGCAAGAGCAUCAAAUGCUGUUGGCCUUGAGCUAGCAGGCCUUGGAGAAGACAUCCUGCCCUGCCGACGAGCCCAGCACGUUUUUCAACUUUAGCAGAAGUUUCUUUACAGGAGAGAAUAUUUAUUAGGGCUCAGGGCGUUUCUGAGGCGAGGAAAGGCCACGUGAGCCGGCGAGGGCUUUGCCGCUGACAGCACGGGCCGCUGCGCCAGCGGCACUGGGACGGACCCCAGCGCACACGCUGCCCCCCAGCCUGGGCGGACUUAAACACGGAACUGCAGAUUUCACAAACGCUGUCUAAAACUGGAGUGUCAGAUGCCUGCUAAGGACCAGUGGUUUUUUUUUUUUUUUUUUUUUUGCACGGCCAAACGGAAUUGGGUUUAGAUGUGAAAAGACAUCCACGGCCGAAAACUUGACUUAGUGGUUUUACAUACUUCUGGUUUUGGUUACCUGAAAUAGCUGGUAAAAAUGAUGAGCCUUCCAAAGAUGCAGCUGCUUCGAGGAAAGAUUUUUCUCUGACCUAGAUUUGAAAGUUACUAUGGAAAAACGUGUGUUUCAACACGUAACUUGAAGUUCUCAUUUUCACUAAAGCAGAGCGUUAAGCUGUAGGAAUUUUUUGCUUGGUGAGAAAUCAUUCAUGAUAGUAGAGCGUCAUCAAUUUUCUCAAACCAGAGUUUAAAAUUUGGUAGAAUAAAUACAAGAAAGUCAAUAUAUGCACAAGUAAGUUAGAUAAAUCUAACUUUCCGGGGUAAGGUAGAUAGCUAGAGAAAGCAAUAGCAGGAAGUUAUAAUAAACUUUGCAUCUUACAUACUACGUAUUUCUUCAAAUUCACUUAGAUGUUUCUGUACCACGGGAGAGGACAGCAUCCUAAGGUGACUGUCACGAAAGAUAGUGUCACGUUCGCAGCGAUCUCUGGUCACAAAGCAGAAAAAAGUGGGAACUAAAUGACAUCAGUUGGAACUAGGAAGUUCAAGAGCUGGUUAAAGACCCGGGCCAACAGCACACGCGUGGGUCCGGCUCCUCACCGCCCGAGUCGCUUCCUGAGUCAACAUGGCUGUUUUUUGUCUCUUUA